Messenger RNA from Fusarium odoratissimum NRRL 54006, 672 nucleotides. RefSeq lists its product as uncharacterized. The record is from RefSeq and is a predicted model, not a curated record. Bases 1 to 672 code for a protein of 223 amino acids. The transcript has 4 exons. NCBI's taxonomy places the organism in Eukaryota, Fungi, Ascomycota, Sordariomycetes, Hypocreales, Nectriaceae.
AUGGACUCUUCAAUCUCCCCCAAGCCCGUGCAGCCAAGAGCCACUGAAGACUACCAGGAUCGCGAUGACCUUGCUUACGCCCUAUCCAAGGUUCCCAUGCUCACUCCUCGCAAGCUCAAAGUAAUUGCUGUCGGAGCGGGCUUUGGAGGUGUUGAUCUUGCUCCUGCGGUCCGCGUUGGUAAGCUCCCUGGCGUGGAUCUCACCAUUUAUGAGAAGAACGCCGAUAUAGGCGAAACCUGGCAUGAAAGUAGAUAUCCUGGGUGUGCUUGUGAUGUUCCAGCUCACAGCUACCAGUAUACCUGGGCACCCAAUCCCCACUGGUCGCAUUUCUACGCACCCGCACCAGAGAUCAAGCAUUACUUUGACGACUGUGCUGACCAGCACGACUUACGCUCAUACUUCAAGCUAUCACACAAAACCGAUGGGAGGGAUGUCGCCAUCUCUAGCCCUGGCGUCACAGAUGGUGAGACCAACGAUGCGUUUAUUGAUGAAUGUGACGUUUUUGUAAACGCCACCGGCUUCUUCAACAACUGGAAAUGGCCUCGCAAUGUCCCCGGACGCGAGACAUUCCGUGGUACCGUGUUUCACACUGCUAACUGGCCAUCUGACUGGGAAAAGGAUAUCGAAGGCAAGACCGUUGCUCUGAUCGGUAACGGUAGCAGCGGAAUUUAG